This is a messenger RNA of Oreochromis niloticus (Nile tilapia), 2739 nucleotides long. It is a transcript of the gene gls2b, whose product is annotated as glutaminase 2b (liver, mitochondrial). Gene Ontology annotation, biological process: L-glutamine catabolic process. The coding region runs from base 147 to 2000 and encodes 617 amino acids. NCBI's taxonomy places the organism in Eukaryota, Metazoa, Chordata, Actinopteri, Cichliformes, Cichlidae. The transcript is spliced from 19 exons. Gene Ontology annotation, molecular function: glutaminase activity; protein binding. The record is from RefSeq and is a predicted model, not a curated record.
CGUCAACUUCAGCCUAAAGCUGGAAAGUCAACGACCUCGCACGAGCAGCUGGCGUCCAGCUCAGAAAGUAACAGCCAGGUUAUCUGUGUUGAUUUUCUCCUGAACGAACUAUCGCGAAGGCUUUAUUUGUGUCGUUUGUCGCAGCCAUGCAUUUCCUGAACGCGCUGCGCCUGUCAAACUCUGCUCAACUGAUGGUCAAAAGUACAGAUGUGGCGAAGAAGGUUUUCAUUGUGCAGCCAGCAUGCUGUAUGGGCACGAAAUCAAUAACACAGUUUCAGAGACGAUCCCCUGCAAUACGAGAUCAUUUCCAUCUGAAAAUACACAGAGAAACUAUAGAGGGAAGAGAACAGUCACCAUAUGGAACUCCACACAGGAACAUGCAUUCAAAGCCGUCUGGUUCUGGAGUGGAAAACAUGCUUUUCUACACCAUCACAGAGGGAAAAGAACAAGUGCCCAUCUCAUACUUUACAGCAGCACUGAAAAAAAAUGGUCUUCACCCAUCCGAUCCUCGCCUUAAAGACUGCAUGGAAAAGCUCCGACAGGCUGUGAAGGAAUCUGUUGGUGAGGUGAUGAUGGACAAAGACCUUUUCCACAGAUGUGUAGGAGGAAACAUUGUUCUGCUAAUCCAGGCCUUCAGGAAGAAGUUUAUCAUCCCUGAGUUUGACCUGUUUGUACAGAAAAUAAAUGAAAUCUACGAAAAAGUGCAGAAGCAAAGUGAUGGGAAGGUUGCAGACUACAUCCCCCAGCUGGCUAAAUUCAGCCCAGAGCUAUGGGGUGUGUCUUUGUGUACAGUUGACGGACAGAGGCACUCAGUAGGCCACACCAAACAGCCAUUUUGCCUGCAGUCCUGCGUGAAGCCCCUGCAGUAUGCCAUUGCCGUACAUGAGUCAGGAACAGAAAAGGUUCACCGCUAUGUUGGCAUGGAGCCCAGUGGACUCAAGUUCAAUGUGCUUUCACUUGAUGAUGAAGAUAAGCCCCAUAAUCCCAUGGUGAAUGCUGGAGCCAUUUUGAUCAGCUCUCUUAUCAAGCCUCACUCAAAUAAGGCAGAGAAGUUUGACUAUGUUAUGGAGUUUGUGAAAAAGAUGGCUGGCCAAGAAUAUGUAGGAUUCAGCAAUGCCACGUUCCAGUCAGAAAAAGAAACAGGCGACAGAAAUUUUGCCAUCGGAUACUACAUGAAAGAGAAGAAGUGUUUUCCUCUGGGAGCAGAUAUGAUUGAUGCCCUUGACUUCUACUUCCAGCUUUGCUCCAUUGAGGUAACCUGUGAGUCAGGAAGCAUCAUGGCUGCCACUCUGGCCAAUGGGGGAAUUUGCCCAAUUACAGGCGAGCGUGUCCUGAGUACUGAGGCUGUGCGAAACACCCUGAGCCUCAUGCACUCCUGUGGCAUGUAUGACUUCUCUGGCCAGAUGGCUUUUCAUGUGGGCUUGCCUGCAAAAUCGGGAGUAUCCGGUGCAAUUCUGUUGGUGAUCCCCAAUGUGAUGGGAGUGAUGUGCUGGUCUCCUCCACUGGACAGGGUUGGAAAUAGUGUCCGAGGAAUACACUUCUGUCAGGAACUUGUGUCAGUGUUCAAUUUUCACAAUUACGACAACUUGAGGCACUUUGUAAAGAAACAGGACCCUCGCAGACAGGAUGGCGAUGACAGGAACAAGUCUGUUUUCAACUUGUUGUUUGCCGCCUACAGUGGAGAUGUAUCGGCACUGAGAAGAUUUGCGCUUUCUUCCAUGGACAUGGACCUCAAAGACUAUGAUUCUCGAACAGCGCUUCAUGUUGCUGCAGCUGAGGGUCACAUGGAUGUAGUAAAAUUCCUCACUGAAACCUGCAAAGUUGAUCCAUUUGUAGAAGACAGGUGGGGGAAUCUACCGGUCGAUGAUGCCAUGCAGUUUGGGCAUGACAAGCUAGUGAAGGUGCUCAAAGAUUACCAGCAAGAGUGCAUGCAGCAGGAAAAGAAGCAGAGUGAAGCUGUGCAUCCCCAGAAGCUUGACACCAUCGACGGCAUGGUGUGAUAGCUAAAAUAAAGUUCUGAAAUUGUAAUACAUCAGGGCAUUUGUGCAAUUUUCCAAGUUUAGAAAUAUGGGUGUCCAUUUGUAGCACGUAACAUGAGUGACGCACAAACAACAGAAUAUAACUGUCAUGGAGCUUUAUGAAAGAGUUGGGAGAUUUUUAUUUCUUUAAAUUCCAAUCAGGUGAAUAUUUUAUUGUUUAUAAGUUCUAUUCUAUAACGUAUAUAUGUGUGAGGGUCACUUGAUUAAUAUCUCUGUCAAAGUGCAACUGAGUACAGUGUAGUGCCACACAAAGGGAAAUUGAUGCCACCUGACUCAAAGUUACAUGAAUUUCAGCAGCAGGUGACAGGGUAUAAAAGAUUUUUGACGACAGGAAGGUGUUUGCUGUUUUUGUUCUAUAAAGGAUUUUCCCUCCUUUGCCUUGGAUGAAUGUUGUGUGACACUGGUCUUUCUUACUCCCAGUCGAACCACCUAUCAAACUCAGCGUAUUUAAAUUAUUUGAAAUCCAUACCAUAAACACAAUGAAAUAAUAUCACAGCUAUAACACAGGAAAACAUGUUUAUGUAAACUGUUCAAAUUGAUAUUGACAUUUGAUAAUAGUGGCCAACUUAAUGUUAAUUUAUUAUGUAUAUUUUUAUACGGUGACUUGGGAAAACUGCAUGUUCAGUAUUUUUCUUACUGUAAAGAAAGAGAGACAAGGAGUCUCAGUGUGGUAUUUUAUGAUCUCCAGCCUCAUAAUAAA